UCGGUAAAAACAGCAAGGGAAGUUCCAGCCCAUGUUUGGAAAUGUUUACUCUGUGGCGCUGUCUGUCAAGCUGAAACCUCUACGUUGUGCUCUUGGGACUAGCUAGUGCACCGUUAGGUGUCCAUUGGAAUUUAAUCUCGAGGGAGAUCAUUAUACUAACUAUGGCACAAGCGAAAAUCCACCAGGCUAAAAUGAUUGAAGCCGCUAAUGGCAAAUUCAGCAGAUCAAUGUCUAUGGCAGAUCGCUCCGGACGACUUCUUGAAAGUUUGGACCAGCUGGAAAUAAGGGUGGAGGCUUUACGCGAGGCCGCAACUUCAAUGGAACAGGAGAGAGAGUGCUUACUUGAUAUGAUCCAGUCCAUAAAGAAUAGUGAAGAAAUGCGCAGUAUUUGUGACGGAGAGAGAGAGGAACUAUCUUUAACUGCGAACCGUCUUCUGGGUAGGACGCUGACAGUUGAAAUAUCAGUGGAAAUCAUUAGAAACUCCACACAGGAGGAUGCGCUACGCAAGGCUACCUCUUUGAUUGAUGAGCUUGCUGCAAAGUUGCUUGACGACAUGGAUGGGGCCAGAAAGGGCCUGAUGGCACUGCACGCUGCCUGUGUGACCGAGGCACCACCGGUUCCUAUCGAUACAAAAUUCCAGACGAUCGUCAUCACCUGCGCCCUGGAAGAUCAGAAAAAAAUCAAGAGGAGGCUGGAAACUCUGAUAAGGAAUGUGGAUAAUGCUGAGAAGAAUAUCAAGAUAAUGGAUCAUCAGAAAGUGGAUGACUUAAACAGUGCCAAUGGCAAAUGAAGUUACUCAUACUGAUUCAACCCCCCUAAUAGCCCUAAUUAAUAGAAAGUCAUAAUACAUUGGGAAACCAAACUCCUCAUUACCAUGCUAUUAUUUCCCAUAAUUAGUGAAAGAUAGCAUCCACCCGUCUUCCUGUCAUGGCGUCCAUACUAAAGUACAGGUCUACCUACACUGGAUAAAUGCAGUCUGUUCUAUAUAACUUGAACCUUUAAAGUGCUUUGCCUUGAACAUUUGAAGUCCUUAUGACUACCACUGUAUUCUACUACCACUAAUGUCACAUUCAAACCCUGUCACGAUAAAUAUUGCAUAUAAAAACGUUUUACACAUCUUAACAUUACUAACAUUGUCACAUUAUUGUUUUGAAUUUCAGUUCAGUUCACGCUGCCUUAUGUAGUUUCAAUAAGCACUCAGGCUGCCACUCAUUAAGGCAUUUAAAAAGUGUUGUUUUUGUUGAACCAUCUUAGUGUGAUCCUUUACAGUCUUAAUCGUUGACAUGUGUUGCUACUCUCUGGUCAUUACUGUAAGCCCGGGUCACAACCUACCUGAAAACACAAGGCAAGGUACUGAGACAGUUAAUCAGCUAUAUUAAGUUCAUAUCUUUAUGUAGAGAUAUGUUACGUACAUACAGUUGAAGUCAGACGUUUACAUACACUAAGGUUGGAGUCAAUAAAACUAGUUUUUCAACCACUCCACAAAUGUAUUGUUAACAAACUAUAGUUUUGGCAAGUCAGUUAGGACAUCUACUUUGUGCUUGACAAGUCAUUUUUCCAAAAAUUGUUUACAGACAGAUUAUUUCACUUAUAAUUCACUGUAUUACAAUUCCAGUGGGUCAGAAGUUUACAUACAUUAAGUUGACUGUGCCUUUAAACAGCUUGGAAAAUUCCAGAUAAUGAUGUCAUGGCUUUAGAAGCUUACGAUAGGCUAAUUGACAUCAUUUGAGUCAAUUGGAGGUGUACCUGUGGAUGUAUUUCAAGGCCUACCUUCAAACUCAGUGCCUCUUUUCUUGACAUCAUGGGGAAAAAAAAAAAUCAGCCAAGACCUCAGAAAAAAAUUGUACACCAGCACAAGUCUGGUUCAUCCGUGGGAGCAAUUUCCAAACACCUGAAGGUACCACAUUCAUCUGUACAAACAAUUGUACGCGAGUAUAAACACCAUGGGACCACACAGCCAUCAUACCGCUCAGGAAGGAGACGCGUUCUGCCUCCUAGAGGAAACCGCCAUAAUCAAAGCCAUACUACGGUUUGCAACCCCACAUGGGGACAAAGAUGGUACUUUUUGGAGAAAUGUCCUCUGGUCUGAUGAAACAAAAAUAGAACUGUUUGGCCAUAAUGACCAUCGUUAUAUUUGGAAGAAAAAGGGGGAGGCUUGCAAACCGAAGAACAUCAUCCCAACCGUAAAGCACGGGGGUGGCAGCAUCAUGUUGUGGGGGUGCUUUGCUGCAGGAGGGACUGGUGUACUUCACAAAGUAGAUGGCAUCAUGAGGAAGAAUUAUGUGGAUAUAUUGAAGAAUUAUCUCAAGACAUCAGUAAGGACGUUAAAGCUUGGUCGCAAAUGUAUCUUCCAAAUGGACAAUGACCCCAAGCAUACUUCCAAAGUUGUGGCAAAAUGGUUUCAGGACAACAAAGUCAAGGAAUUGGAGUGGCCAUCACAAAGCCCUGACCUCAAUCUAAUAGAACGUGUGGGCAGAACUGAAAAAGCGUGUGUGAGCAAGGAGGCCUAUAAACCUGACUCAGUUACACCAGCUCUGUCUGGAGGAAUGGGACAAAAUUCACCCAACUUAUUGUGGGAAGCUUGUGGAAGGCUACCUGAAACGUUUGACCCAAGUUAAACAAUUUAAAGGCAAUACUACCAAAUACUAAUUGAGUGUGUGAACAUCUGACCCAGUGGGAAUGUAAUGAAAUAAAUUAUUAUCUUUACUAUUAUUCUGACAUUUCACAUUCUUAAAAUAAAGUGGUGAUCCUAACUGACCUAAAACAGGAUUUUUUUCCUAGGAUUAAAUGUCAGGAAUUGUGAAAAACGGAGUUUAAAUGUAUUUGGCUAAAGUGUAUGUAAACUUCCGACUUCAACUGUAUGUACUUGUGAACGACCAGUCCAGAAAUAGCCAAAGUAACAGUACUAUCUGUGAGACCUCAUUAGAGACAAUGUACCAUGUCAAUACAUCAUGAAUAGGCAUUUCACAUGCAGGUACAGAGUAAGCAACACAAGCACAUGCACAUACAGAAUAGGAUACUAGGCAGUAAUUUUAUAUGUCCAUUAACACAUAUUUAGAUAUUUCUUUAAGCAAGUCACUGAUGUUGAAACAUGGCAUUCUUAUUCAGAUUUUUUUUUUUUAAUUUUUUUGGGGGGGGGUCUCAUUGCAAUGUUUAUAUCUGUUAUUCUAACAAACCCCACACAAUUUAAAAUGUGGGUAAAAUAAACACAUUCUUAGCAUAGCCAGUACAUUCCUACAAUGUUUUUUUUCAUUGGGUCGUAUUGUGUACGAACCAAUGUGGUCAUGCUUUAAAUGACGUGUCAAACAUGACUUAACCCAUUAUGUCAAAUAUGACAUAAAUCUGUGCUUUAUAAAGGGUGGCAUAAGCACCUCUUAAUAAAGGCCAUAUAAGUCAUUCAAUUGCAUCUGCACAAAUAGGAUUUAUAACCCAUCUUGGUAGAGCAUUGCAACGCCAGGAUAUUGGGUUCGAUUCCCUAAUCUAUGGAUUUCACAUGACUGGGCAGGGGUGCAGUCAUAGGCUGGUAGCCAGGCCCUGCCAAUCAGACAGAAAUACUCCUGUUUCAUCAACUUUCCGGGUGGCUGGUCUCAGAUCCCGCAGGUGAAGAAGCCGGAUGUGAAGAGUCUGGCGUGGUUACACAUGGUCUGUGGUUGUGAGGCCGGUUGGACGUACUGCCAAAUUCUUUAAAGUAGAUUCUUCUACUUCUAAAAUAAUUUUGGUGACUUCACAGAAAUUGCUAGCUAUCUGACAUUUAGCUAGUGAGCAUGCUCAGCUAAAUACAAAUCCCCCUAGAUUUGGAACUGAAAGUGUAAUAUAAUAAUAUUAAUUCACUGGAGUUUCCCAUCUUCCCAUUUAGUUUCUGGCGCAGACAGAAAUGCCCUUAUCCAGAUGGUGUGACAAAGGCAUUUUCAAACAGACCUGCUAACUUUCUUUGUUGUUCCUUUUAAGGUUGGAACCAACAUGGAGUACCUCCAGUAGGAAGAGAUGCAAGAACCAUUCGUCUGCCAGUUCAGGGACAAGCUACACUAUUCACAGCAAUUACAUUGUAAUGUUCAAUGUAAUUGCAUUGCUGGACUUUUUGAAAAUUAAUGUAUUUGUAUUGCUUAAAACAUUUAUAAAUUAAAGGAAAUGUAUGGUUUAAACAGGUGUUGUUAGUGAUAAUUCCCAGUGUUAAUACAUUUGUGUUUACAUCGUUAAGCCUUUAUGUAUCUGUUAUGAUCAAAGGGGUCUGACUUUAUAGUAAGCAGAGCCUCAUAGGAUACAUGGCAUUUAUGUAUGUGUUAUAAAUUACCAAAGGGGUCUGACUUAAAAUUAAGCAGAGCCUCAUAGGGUACAUGGCAUUUAUGUAUGUGUUAUAAAUUACCAAAGGGGUCUGACUUAAAAUUAAGCAGAGCCUCAUAGGGUACAUGGCAUUUAUGUAUGUGUUAUAAAUUACCAAAGGGGUCUGACUUAAAAUUAAGCAGAGCCUCAUAGGGUACAUGGCAUUUAUGUAUGUGUUAUAAAUUACCAAAGGGGUCUGACUUAAAAUUAAGCAGAGCCUCAUAGGGUACAUGGCAUUUAUGUAUGUGUUAUAAAUUACCAAAGGGGUCUGACUUUAAAUUAAGUACAGAGAUAUAGUCUUUAUGGAUGUGUUAUGAAUGUCCGAAUGGUGUCUCACUUCAAACUAAGUAUUACAGGACAACAGUGUCAAUAAAUAUGUUAACGUUC
This is a messenger RNA of Oncorhynchus keta (chum salmon), 4708 nucleotides long. RefSeq names its product BCL2 associated athanogene 2 (gene bag2). Gene Ontology annotation, molecular function: adenyl-nucleotide exchange factor activity; protein-folding chaperone binding. The record is from RefSeq and is a predicted model, not a curated record. The transcript is spliced from 3 exons. Gene Ontology annotation, biological process: protein stabilization. NCBI's taxonomy places the organism in Eukaryota, Metazoa, Chordata, Actinopteri, Salmoniformes, Salmonidae. Bases 162 to 791 code for a protein of 209 amino acids.